Helobdella robusta is the source of this 357-nucleotide messenger RNA. RefSeq lists its product as hypothetical. Bases 1 to 357 code for a protein of 118 amino acids. The record is from RefSeq and is a predicted model, not a curated record. Lineage: Eukaryota; Metazoa; Annelida; Clitellata; Rhynchobdellida; Glossiphoniidae. The transcript has a single exon.
AUGUCGAGAUUUUCGUUGCCUCAAGCUUGUCAAAUGGUGGAGGAUGAUAGUGAUGAAGAGCAGCACGGGGAUGGUUAUGUUUCAUCUUCUGAUGACAAUGAAGUAGAGGAAGUAGUUGAGUGGGAAAGUAAAGAUGAAGAAAAUGAUGAAGAUGACAAUGAAGAUACAAUUGUUGACGAAAAUAUAAUCAUGCAACAAAUGCAGAUUUACAAUUCUAAGAAUAAACAAGUGCAGUGGCAUGCUUCACCAAAUAAAAAUGUUCAAAGCUGCGUAAAAAGUUGUAAUAUAAUAAAGGAAGCACUUGGUCUAACCUCCUACGCUAGAAAUAAUAUUGACACCUUAUCAAGCUGUUUUUGA